Messenger RNA from Suricata suricatta (meerkat), 1529 nucleotides. It is a transcript of the gene YBX2, whose product is annotated as Y-box binding protein 2. Bases 48 to 1112 code for a protein of 354 amino acids. Gene Ontology annotation, molecular function: nucleic acid binding. The record is from RefSeq and is a predicted model, not a curated record. Gene Ontology annotation, biological process: regulation of gene expression. NCBI's taxonomy places the organism in Eukaryota, Metazoa, Chordata, Mammalia, Carnivora, Herpestidae. Gene Ontology annotation, cellular component: nucleus. The transcript has 9 exons.
CGGCGGAGGAGGCGGAGGCAGCGGGGGCCGGUACUGGACCCGGCGGGAUGAGCGAGGCGGAGGCGGCAACAGUAGCGACAGCGGCCCCCGCGGCGACGGUGCCCGCGACGGCGGCAGGAGUGGUAGCGGUGGUGGUACCGGUGCCCGCGGGGGAGCCACAGAAAGCAGGCGGCGGGGUCGGAGCCGCCUCGGGCCCCGCUGCGGGGACCCCCUCGGCGCCGGGUCCCCGCACCCUUGGCAACCCGGCGACGGCAGCCUCGGGGACCCCUGCGCCUCCGGCCCGGAGUCAGGCGGACAAGCCGGUGCUGGCAAUCCAAGUCCUGGGCACUGUCAAAUGGUUCAACGUCCGGAAUGGUUACGGAUUCAUCAACAGGAACGACACCAAGGAGGAUGUCUUUGUUCAUCAGACGGCCAUCAAAAGAAACAACCCCAGGAAGUUCCUGCGCAGCGUGGGAGACGGGGAGACGGUGGAGUUCGAUGUCGUGGAGGGAGAGAAGGGCGCUGAAGCUGCUAACGUAACUGGGCCGGGGGGCGUGCCGGUCAAGGGCAGCCGCUAUGCCCCCAACCGACGCCGGUUCCGCCGCUUCAUCCCCCGGCCGCGCCCUGCCGCCCCGCCGCCCAUGGUGGCCGAGGCCCCGUCGGGCGGGCUCGAACCGGGCAGCGAAGGGGAGCGGGCCGAGGACUCCGGGCAGAGGCCCAGGCGGCGGCGUCCACCCCCCUUCUUCUACCGCCGGCGCUUUGUGCGAGGCCCUCGGGCCCCCGGCCAGCAGCAGCCCCUACAGGUCCCCGACGGGGUAGAGCCCAAAGAGGUGGCCCCAUCGGAGAGAGACCUACAGCAGGGAGAUGAGCGGGUCCCCCCACCCAGAUUCCGGCCUAGGUACCGAAGGCCCUUCCGCCCCAGGCCGCCCCAGCAGCCUACCACAGAAGGUGGGGAUGGUGAGACCAAGCCCAGCCAAGGCCCCACGGACGGGUCCCGGCCUGAGCCCCAGCGCCCACGAAACCGCCCCUAUUUCCAGAGGCGGCGGCAGCAGCCCUCCGGACCCAGGCAGCCCACGGCCCCAGAGACUGCAACGCCCAUCAACAGCGGGGACCCCCCCACCACACUGGAGUGACUCCAACUCGAAGGACACGCAGAGCUGCCGUCGGGUUAUCUGCCAGUUUUUCCAACUGCCCUGUGCCCCACCCAGCACCCCUCCCCGCUUCCUGUAAUUCAUGACCUCACAACAACGGCUUUCCCCUUUUUCUGGAGACUCAGGAGGGCCAGAGCGACAGGCUUUUGCUUUCUCCACCUCCCCGCCCCCUCCAGCCGGGGUAGAAGGAAGGGACCCAGCCUUCUUGUUCAGAGGCCCCACCUCCCUCCCCGGAAUCAGGCUGAGAAGGACCCAGCCCCCCUGCCCUCCUCCUGGUGGUUUUUCUUUCCAAACCCGGUUUAUUUUGUCUCCCUUCUAGCCCCUAUCUCUUAAGCCAUUUUAUGAACCGUCAUGUGUCACCUGAGCCUCCAGUAAAAACAAAAACAGGCUUUUCUGUGG